UUCUUCUCCAGUGUAGAACUCCACAGUCCAAACCCAAACUCUGCCAUUCUCCAUAGCCCGGAGUUACAGGCACACUGAGAGAAGAGAGAAAAAUAAACAGCACGAAAGUGAGAAGAAGAGAGAGAAAGAGAGCGAGCAAGUGAUAUAAAGUAACUUAAACAAGACAAAUAUAAAGAGAGGUUCCACGCCUCGAGAACGAACGAGAGUACACGAAUAAGUUGAGUUCAGAAAGCGUGGUGGAAAACUUCUGGGCUGUGGCAGAAAGCUGUGGACCGCGGAGGAUGCCAGAGCAAAGGCGUUGAAGGAUUCAGGGAACGAACAAGGGCUGACACGGUCCACACUAGGGGACAGGUGAAGAAGCAACACAUUCAAAGAUGGAUGAUGACCAGGACACAAGGGAAGUACUUUUCCCACAGUGGAUGGGCGCUGAUAAGCAUGGGCUCACCAUUGAACAGAAAGGCCAAGGAGAGAUUUUUGUCAAAGAGGUGAAAGAUGAGUCACCUGCUGCUCACACUGGAAAAGUUCAUGAAGGUGACCAAAUUGUGGGGGCCACCAUUUACUUUGACAACAUGAGUUCAGAAGAAACAGCUGAGCUAUUGAAGACUCUAAACCGACAUAAAGUUGGAUUAAAACUACAAAACAAGGGUGGAGACAAAUCACCUUGCCGCUCUCCAAUGGGAACGUUGUCAUGGGAAGGACGUGGAAGUUUCGGAGGAUCAAGUUCAGACAUUCUCCUGAGUGGGGAUGAUGAAGACUACAAGAGAAUCUAUAGCAAGAAGAUUAAACCUAGACUGAAGUCUGAGGACCUUGCUGAGGGUGUUGAUGUGCGCACAGAACGCCACAGCAGCACAAGCAGUGAUGGUUGCACCAUCACUACAAUCACUCGACGAAUAACUACCUACACAGUUGAUAUGCCUGGGGGCACUAGUCAGCAGAUUGAUCCCUCAAGUCCUGAGUUCAAAAUUCAGCUCUUGCAGCAUGAGCAGGAAGGGGGUGAUUCUUCACAAAUAGGAUUACCACACAGCAGCCUUGUUAGCAGUGAACACGGGGGUAAAAAUUUAGGGGACAUAUCUUUUGGUGGGCCCCAUGUCACUGGCUCGUCUGUGAAGCACUGUAGCACAGGAUCUAUCAGAGCAACAAGUGAAUUAGAUGGCAGUGGGAGAGAGAUUACAAUUAAUGUGUCAGACACUGGACUUUCAGGGGGAAGAGGACAAAGAUUUACAGAACAUUUUGUAGGGACUGAAACUUCUCUAGAAGGUAAUUUCUCUGGUAGAGUAACCACAGGGUUAGAAAAACAAGUGGGAAAUAUUUCUUCACCAGUAGAAGCUAGUUUUAAAGCUUUAAGUACGAAAGGAGGAACAGUAAAGGGCUCUGUUCUGGAAACGCAUGGUUCAGGCUUUUCCAUAAUUGGAGGAUCUAAGGGCAGUAUUGGCAGAGAAUCUUCUUCUGAAGUACUUAAGGAUGGAUCUGAUGAUCUAACCAAGCUGUCCAAGUUUAGCAUAGAUGUUCAGAGACCCAAAGUAAACAUCAAACGUUCAGAAGCCGAUAUCAGCCAGGGUUCUGAUUUUGCUAUUCCAGACAUGGACAGUAAAGCCAAGUUACCAAAAGUUGAAACUAGUGGAUCAGUUGUUCACUCUAAGGAAAUUGGUGGUGAAUUCAAGCUUCCAAAUGUGAAAGGCUCAAAACAGUUUACUGUGGAAAGUCCAAAUGUAGAAGCAAAUUUUAACAAUCAAAAUCUUAAAGAUGUUAGUCAGAGAGGUUUUAGCUUAACUGGAAAUCAGGAUUUACCACAUCCAUCAUUUAGAAUGAAAGGCACUAAUUUAGAGGACUCCAAUUUGGGUGCUGAUAUGGACAUCAGUGGUCCAGAGUUUCAGGUUCAAAGAUGUGAGAUUAAAGUCAAAGAUACCCAGUUUGAUGUGCCUUCAGUCACUGGCCAGGGAAUUUCAAUUUCAGAUGUAGACUUAACUCUGAAAGAACAAAAAAGAGGUGUUAAUGUGUGUGUUCAAAAUAUUGAAAGCAAUGUUAUGACACCAAAAGUUGAAAUCAAAGGACAAAGUCUUAAAGGUGUAGAGGAUGGCUUUAUGAUGAAGGGUCCCAAUAUUGAUGCAAAUGCUGCAAAUGCCAAAAUAGAGAUUAAAACCCCAAACAUUGAUAUGAAGACUCAAGAGUUUAAUAUUGAAGGACCUGAAAGAAAAUACAAAGUUUCAAAUGUCAAGGUACCAUCAAUUUCCGGUACAUCUGUGCAAAAUGUAAACAUCACAGGACCUGCUGGGACAGCAGGGGACUUCAGCAUUUCUGCUCCAAAAACGGAAGGAGAUAUUAAAGCACCAUCCAUUGAAAUCAAAGGUCCAAAAUUGAUGGGUUCUAAUGUAGACUUAAAUCUUCCUAAAGCAGAAAUAGAAAACAAACAAACAGGCGUAGAAAUUAGGCUUCCCUCAAAGCCUGAUAUUGAGGGAGCUGAUGGAAAAAUCACAUACCCAGAAUUCAAGAAGACAUCAAUCACUGGGCCGAAUAUUUCUAUGCCAGAAGUCAACUUGAACAUCAAAGGUCAGAAAUUGAAAGGCAGUGUUGAAACAUCUGUUCCAAAAGUGGAAGGACAUAUUAAAGAACCAGAAGUAGCAGUUGAAAGACAAGAUGGUCCUGAGAGGGGUUUUGGGAUGCCAAUAUUUGGGUUGAAGGGGCAAAAAGUGGAGGGUCCAGGUUUUGAUGUAAAAAUCUCCAAAGCUGAUGUUGAACUUAAGGAAUCAAAUUUAAACAUUAAAGCUUCAAAGCUUGACACUGAGAGAUCUGAUGGAACAAUCAAAGACAAUAAAAUCGUUAUGCCUUCUGUUUCUGGGCCAACGAUUUAUAUGCCGGGUGCUGAUUUUAACCUGACAGGCUCUAAACUAAAAGGAGAUGUUGAUGCGUCCCUUCCAAAAAUUGAAGGAGAUAUUAAAGCUUAUGAUAUGGACUAUAAAGCUCCAAAACAUAACAUUGACAGACCUGAGGGGAAACUUAAGAGCCCUGAAUUCAAUAUGCCAUCAGUAUCUGGGCCAAAUAUUUCUAUGCCAGAUGUUGACUUAAAUCUUAAUGGUUCGAAACUGAAAGCUGAUGUUGAUGUUGAUGUUUCUGUUUCGAAAGUGAAAGGAGAUAUUAAGGUACCUGAUGUGGACAUUAAACCUCCAAAAGUUGACAUUAAGGUACCUGAGGUGGAAAUCAAGGGCCCAAAAUUCAAUAUGCCAUCAAUAUCAGACUCAAAUAAUUCCAUGCCAAAUGUUGAUUUUAACCUCAAAGGCCAGAAGAUGAAGAGUGAUGUUGAUGUGUCUGUUCUAAAAGUGAAAGGAGAUCUAAAGGACCCUGGUGUGAACAUUAAAGCUCCAAACUUUGAAAUUGAGGGAUCUGAUGGGAAAAUCAAGGACUCUAAAUUGAGUAUGUCAUCAAUAUCUGGCCCAAAUAUUUCCAUGCCAGAUGUUGACUUUAACCUCAAAGAAUCGAAACUGAAAGGUGAUGUUGAUGUUUCUGUUCCAAAAGUGGAAGGAGAUAUUAAAGCACCAAAAAUUGAACAUGAAGGCCCAGACCUUGAGGGUGGUUUUAAGAUGCCAAAGAUCAAUAUACCAAAAUUCGGAUCCAAGGGCCCAAAAAUGGAAGGACCAGACAUGGAUGUAAAAUUCCCUAAAACUGAUAUCGAUAUUAAAGCACCUGAUGUGGACGUUAAAGCUGCACAGCUUGACAUUGAGGGACCUGAGGGAAAAGUCAAGGGCUCCAAGUUCAAAAUGCCUUUCUCCGGACCAACAAUUUCUAUGCCAGAUGUUGAUUUCAACUUGAAAGGACGGAAAAUGAAAGGUGAUGUUGAUGUGUCUAUUCCAAAAGUGGAAGGAGAUGUAAAGGUCCCUGGUGUGGAAAUUAAAGGUCCAAGAGUGGACAUUGAGGGACCUGAGGGGAAAAUCAAGGGCUCUAAAUUCAGUAUGCCAUCAAUAUCUGUCCCGAAUGUUUCCAUGCCAGAUGUCGACUUUAACCUUAAAGGUUCAAAACUGAAAGGUGAUGUUAAUGUUUCUGUUCCAAAAAUGGAAGGAGAUGUUAAAGCACCAAAGGUCGAACUUGAAGGCCCAGACAUUGAGGGUCCUGAGGGUGGUUUCAAGAUGCCAAACAUCAAAAUGCCAAAAUUCGGAUCCAAGGGUCCAAAAGUGGAAAAACCGGACAUAGAUGUGAAAAUCCCUAAAACUGAUAUUGAUAUUAAAGCACCUGAUGUGGACAUUAAGGCUCCAGAGCUUGACAUUGAGGGACCUGAGGGAAAAGUCAAGGGCUCCAAAUUCAAAAUGCCUUUCUCUGGACCAACAAUUUCUAUGCCUGAUGUUGAUUUUAACCUGAAAGGUCCGAAACUGAAAGGUGAUGUUGAUGUUUCUGUUCCAAAAGUGGAAGCAGAUAUUAAAGCACCAAAAGUCGAACUUGAAGGCCCAGAAAUUGAGGGUCCUGAGGGUGGUUUUAAGAUGCCAAAGAUAAAAAUGCCACAGAUUGGAUUCAAGGGUCCAAAAGUGGAAGGUCCAGAUGUCGACGUAAAAAUUCCCAAAACUAAUAUUGACAUAAAGGCACCUGAUGUGGACAUUAAAGGUCCAGAGAUUGACAUUGAGGGACCUGAGGGAAAAGUCAAGGGGUCUAAGUUCAAAAUACCUUUCUCUGGGCCAAACAUUUCUAUGCCUGAUGUUGAUUUCAACCUGAAAGGUCCGAAACUGAAAGGUGAUGUUUCUGUACCAAAAGUGAAAGGAGAUAUUAAAGCACCAAAAGUCGAACUUGAAGGGCCAGAAAUUGAAGGUCCUGAGGGUGGUUUUAAAAUGCCAACAAUCAAAAUGCCAAAAUUCGGAUUCAAGGGUCCAAAAGUUGAAGGACCAGGCAUGGAUGUGAAAAUCCCCAAGACUGAUAUUGACAUCAAAGGACCUGAUGUGGACAUUAAGGCUCCAGAGCUUGACAUUGAGGCACCUGAGGGAAACAUCAAGGACCCCAAAUUGAAAAUGCCUUCACUGUCCAGGCCAACAAUUUCUAUGCCAGAUGUUGACUUUAAUCUCAAAGGUCAAAAACUGAAAGGUGAUGUUGAUGUUUCUGUUCCAAAAAUGCAAGGAGAAAUUAAAGCACCAAAAGUCGAACUUGAAGGACAAGACAUUGCAGGUCCUGAGGGUGGCUUUAAGAUGCCAAAGAUAAAAUUGCCACAGUUCGGAUUUAAGGGUCCAAAAGUGGAAGGUCCAGAUGUCGAUGUAAAAAUUCCCAAAACUGAAAUUGACAUUAAGGCACCUGAUGUGGACAUUAAAGGUCCAGAGAUUGACAUUGAGGCACCUGAGGGAAAAGUCAAGGGCUCCAAGUUCAAAAUACCUUUCUCUGGGCCAACAAUUUCUAUGCCUGAUGUUGAUUUUAACCUGAAAGGUCCGAAACUGAAAGGUGAUGUUGAUGUUUCAGUUCCAAAAGUGGAAGGAGAUAUUAAAGCACCAAAAGGCGAUCUUGAAGGCCCAGAAAUUGAGGUUCCUGAGGGUGGUUUUAAAAUGCCAACAAUCAAAAUGCCAAAAUUCGGAUCCAAGGGUCCAAAAGUGGAAAAACCGGACAUAGAUGUGAAAAUCCCUAAAACUGAUAUUGAUAUUAAAGCACCUGAUGUGGACAUUAAGGCUCCAGUGCUUGACAUUGAGGGACCUGAGGGAAAAGUCAAGGGCUCCAAAUUCAAAAUGCCUUUCUCUGGACCAACAAUUUCUAUGCCUGAUGUUGAUUUUAACCUGAAAGGUCCGAAACUGAAAGGUGAUGUUGAUGUUUCAGUUCCAAAAGUGAAAGGAGAUAUUAAAGCACCAAAAGUUGAACUUGAAGGGCCAGAAAUUGAGGGUCCUGAGGGUGGUUUUAAAAUGCCAACAAUCAAAAUGCCAAAAUUCGGAUUCAAGGGUCCAAAUGUUGAAGGACCAGGCUUGGAUGUGAAAAUCCCCAAGACUGAUAUUGACAUUAAGGGACCGGAUGUGGACAUUAAGGCUCCAAAGCUUGACAUUGAGGCACCUGAGGGAAACAUCAAGGACCCCAAACUGAUAAUACCUUCAUUAUCCAGGCCAACAAUUUCUAUGCCAGAUGUUGACUUUAACCUCAAAGGUCCGAAACUGAAAGGUGAUGUUGAUGUUUCUGUUCCAAAAGUGCAAGGAGAUAUUAAAGCACCAAAAGUCGAACUUGAAGGAUCAGACAUUGCAGGUCCUGAGGGUGGCUUUAAGAUGCCAAAAAUAAAAAUGCCACAGAUCGGAUUCAAGGGUCCAAAAGUGGAAGGUCCAGAUGUCGAUGUAAAAAUUCCAAAAACUGAUAUUGACAUUAAGGCACCUGAUGUGGACAUUAAAGGUCCAGAGAUUGACAUUGAGGGACCUGAGGGAAAAGUCAAGGGCUCCAAGUUCAAAAUACCUUUCUCUGGGCCAACAAUUUCUAUGCCUGAUGUUGAUUUUAACCUGAAAGGUCCGAAACUAAAAGGUGAUGUUGAUGUUUCUGUACCAAAAGUGGAAGGAGAUAUUAAAGCACCAAAAGUCGAACUUGAAGGCCCAGAAAUUGAUGGUCCUGAGGGUGGCUUUAAGAUGCCAACGAUCAAAAUGCCAAAAUUCGGAUUCAAGGGUCCAAAAGUGGAAGGUCCAGAUGUCGAUGUAAAAAUUCCCAAAACUGAUAUUGACAUUAAGGCACCUGAUGUGGACAUUAAAGGUCCAGAGAUUGACAUUGAGGGACCUGAGGGAAAAGUCAAGGGCUCCAAGUUCAAAAUACCUUUCUCUGGGCCAACAAUUUCUAUGCCUGAUGUUGAUUUUAACCUGAAAGGUCCGAAACUGAAAGGUGAUGUUGAUGUUUCUGUUCCUAAAGUGGAAGGAGAUAUUAAAGCACCAAAAGUUGAAAUUGAAGGCCCAGAAAUUGAGGGUCCUGAGGGUGGUUUUAAAAUGCCAACGAUCAAAAUGCCAAAAUUCGGAUUCAAGGGUCCAAAAGUUGAAGGACCAGGCAUGGAGGUAAAAAUCCCCAAGACUGAUAUUGAUAUUAAAGGACCUGAUGUGGACAUUAAGGCUCCAGAGCUUGACAUUGAGGCACCUGAGGGAAACAUCAAGGACCCCAAGCUGAAAAUGCCCUCAUUGUCCAGGCCAACAAUUUCUAUGCCUGAUGUUGACUUUAACCUGAAAGGUCCAAAACUGAAAGGUGAUGUUGAUGUUUCUGUUCCAAAAGUGCAAGGAGACAUUAAAGCGUCAAAAGUCGAACUUGAAGGACCAGACAUUGCGGGUCCUGAGGGUGGCUUUAAGAUGCCAAAGAUAAAAAUGCCACAGAUCGGAUUCAAGGGUCCUAAAGUGGAAGGUCCAGAUGUCGAUGUAAAAAUUCCCAAAACGGAUAUUGACAUUAAGGCGCCUGAUGUGGACAUUAAAGGUCCAGAGAUUGACAUUGGGGGACCUGAGGGAAAAGUAAAGGGGUCCAAGUUCAAAAUACCUUUCUCUGGGCCAAACAUUUCUAUGCCUGAUGUUGAUUUUAACCUGAAAGGGCCAAAACUGAAAGGUGAUGUCGAUGUUUCUGUUCCUAAAGUGGAAGGAAAUAUUAAAACUCCAAAAGUCGAACUUGAAGGCCCAGAAAUUGAGGGUCCUGAGGGUGGUUUUAAAAUGCCAACGAUCAAAAUGCCAAAAUUUGGAUUCAAGGGUCCAAAAGUUGAAGGACCAGGCAUGGAUGUGAAAAUCCCUAAGACUGAUAUUGACAUUAAAGGACCUGAUGUGGACAUUAAGGCUCUAGAGCUUGACAUUGAGGCACCUGAGGGUAACAUCAAGGACCCCAAGCUGAAAAUGCCUUCAUUGUCCAGGCCAACAAUUUCUAUGCCAGAUGUUGACUUUAACCUCAAAGGUCCGAAACUGAAAGGUGAUGUUGAUGUUUCUGUUCCAAAAGUGCAAGGAGAUAUUAAAGCACCAAAAGUCGAACUUGAAGGAUCAGACAUUGCGGGUCCUGAGGGUGGCUUUAAGAUGCCAAAAAUAAAAAUGCCACAGAUCGGAUUCAAGGGUCCAAAAGUGGAAGGUCCAGAUGUCGAUGUAAAAAUUCCCAAAACGGAUAUUGACAUUAAGGCACCUGAUUUGGACAUUAAAUCUCCAGAGAUUGACAUUGAGGGACCUGAGGGAAAAGUAAAGGGGUCCAAGUUUAAAAUACCUUUCUCUGGGCCAAAAAUUUCUAUGCCUGAUGUUGAUUUCAACCUGAAAGGUCCGAAACUGAAAGGUGAUGUUGAUGUUUCUGUUCCUAAAGUGGAAGGAGAUAUUACAGCACCAAAAGUCGAACUUGAAGGCCCAGAAAUUGAGGGUCCUGAGGGUGGUUUGAAAAUGCCAACGAUCAAAAUGCCAAAAUUCGGAUUCAAGGGUCCAAAAGUUGAAGGACCAGGCAUGGAUGUGAAAAGCCCCAAGACUGACAUUGAUAUUAAAGGACCUGAUGUGGACAUUAAGGCUCCAGAGCUUGACAUUGAGGCACCUAAGGGAAACAUCAAGGACCCCAAGCUGAAAAUGCCUUCAUUGUCCAGGCCAACAAUUUCUAUGCCAGAUGUUGACUUUAACCUCAAAGGUCCGAAACUGAAAGGUGAUGUUGAUGUUUCUGUUCCAAAAGUGCAAGGAGAUAUUAAAGCACCAAAAGUCGAACUUGAAGGAUCAGACAUUGCGGGUCCUGAGGGUGGCUUUAAGAUGCCAAAAAUAAAAAUGCCACAGAUCGGAUUCAAGGGUCCAAAAGUGGAAGGUCCAGAUGUCGAUGUAAAAAUUCCCAAAACGGAUAUUGACAUUAAGGCACCUGAUUUGGACAUUAAAUCUCCAGAGAUUGACAUUGAGGGACCUGAGGGAAAAGUAAAGGGGUCCAAGUUCAAAAUACCUUUCUCUGGGCCAAAAAUUUCUAUGCCUGAUGUUGAUUUCAACCUGAAAGGUCCGAAACUGAAAGGUGAUGUUGAUGUUUCUGUUCCUAAAGUGGAAGGAGAUAUUACAGCACCAAAAGUCCAACUUGAAGGCCCAGAAAUUGAGGGUCCUGAGGGUGGUUUUAAAAUGCCAACGAUCAAAAUGCCCAAAUUCGGAUUCAAGGGUCCAAAAGUUGAAGGACCAGGCAUAGAUGUAAAAAGCCCCAAGACUGACAUUGAUAUUAAAGGAUGUGAUGUGGACAUUAAGGCUCCAGAGCUUGACAUUGAGGCACCUGAGGGAAACAUCAAGGACCCCAAACUGAAAAUGCCUUCAUUGACCAGGCCAACAAUUUCUAUGCCAGAUGUUGAUUUUAACCUGAAAGGUCCAAAACUGAAAGGUGAUGUUAAUGUUUCUGUUCCAAAAGUGGAAGGAGAUAUUAAAGCACCAAAACUUGAACUUGAAGGCCCAGAAAUUGAGGGCCCUGAAAGUGGCUUUAAGAUGCCAAAGUUUAAAAUGCCACAUAUCGGAUUCAAGGGUCCAAAAUUGGAAAGUCCAGACUUGGAUGUGAAAAUCCCUAAAGCUGAUUUUGAGGUUAAGUCACCUGAUUUGGACCUUAAAACUCCAGAGCUUGACAUUGAGGGACCUGAGGGAAAAGUCAAGGGCUCAAAGUUCAAAAUGCCUUUCUCCGGGCCAAAAAUUUCUAUGCCUGAUGUUGAUUUUAACCUGAAAGGUCCGAAACUGAAAGGUGAGGUCGAUGUUUCUGUUCCAAAAGUGAAAGGAGAUAUUAAAGCAACCGAAGUAGAUAUUAAAACUCCACAAAUUGACAUUGAGGGACCUGAAGGAAAACCUAAGGGCUCUAAAUUCAGUAUCCCAUCAAUAUCUGGCCCAAAUAUUUCCAUGCCAGAUGCUGAUUUUAGCCUCAAAGGUCCGAAACUGAAAGGUGAUGUUGAUGUUUCAGUUCCAAAAGUAGAAGGGGAUAUCAAAGCUCCAAACGUUGAAAUUGAAGGCCCAGAUAUUAAAGGACCUGAGGGUGGUUUUAAGAUGCCAAAGAUCAAAAUGCCAAGAUUUGGGUUCAAAGGUCCAAAAGUGGAAGGUCCAGAUGUCGAAGUCCCCAAAACUGAUAUUGACAUCAAAGCACCUGAUGUGGACAUUAAAUCUCCUGAGCUUGACUUUGAGGGACCUGAAGGCAAGGUCAAGGGCUCCAAGUUUAAAAUGCCUUUCUCUGGGCCAACGAUUUCUAUGCCUGAUGUUGAUUUUAACCUGAAAAGUCCAAAACUGAAAGGUGAUGUUUCUGUUCCAAAAGUGGAAGGAGAUAUUAAAGCACCAAAAGUCGAACUUGAAGGCCCAGAAAUUGAGGGUCCAGAAGGUGGCUUUAAGAUGCCAAAUAUCAAAAUGCCAAAAUUCGGAUUCAAGGGUCCAAAAGUUGAAGGUCCAGAUGUCGAUAUAAAAAUUCCCAAAACUGAUAUCGACAUUAAGGCACCUGAUGUGGACAUCAAAGGUCCAGAGAUUGACAUUGAGGGACCGGAGGGAAAAGUUAAGGGCUCCAAGUUCAAAAUACCUUUCUCUGGGCCAACAAUUUCUAUGCCGGAUGUUGAUUUUAACCUGAAAGGUCCGAAACUGAAAGGUGAUGUUGAUGUUUCAGUUCCAAAAGUGAAAGGAGAGAUUAAAGCACCUGACGUGGUUGUUAAAACCCCAAAAGUUGACAUUGAGGGACCUGAAGGAAAACUUAAGGGCCCUAAAUUUAACAUUCCAUCAAUUUCUGGGCCAAAUAUUUCUAUGCCUGAUGUUGACUUUAACCUGAAAGGUCCAAAACUGAAAGGUGAUGUUUCUGUUCCAAAAGUGGAAGGAGAUAUUAAAGCACCAAAAGUUGAACUUGAAGGCCCAGAAAUUGAGGGCCCUGAAAGUGGCUUUAAGAUGCCAAAGUUCAAAAUGCCACAUAUCGGAUUCAAGGGUCCAAAAGUGGAAGGUCCAGAUGUCGAUGUAAAAAUACCCAAAACUGAAAUUGACAUUAAGGAACCUGACUUGGACAUUAAAGGUCCAGAGCUUGAUAUCGAGGGACCUGAAGGAAAAGUCAAGGGCCCAAAAUGGAAAAUGCCUUCUUUCUCCAGACCAACAGUUUCUGUGCCAGAUGUUGAUUUCAACCUGAAAGGUCCGAAACUGAAAGGUGAUGUUGAUGUUUCUCUUCCAAAAGUGGAAGGAGGUGUUAAAGCACCAAAAGUCGAACUUGAAGGCCCAGACAUUGAGGGUCCCGAGGGUGGCUUUAAGAUGCCAAAGUUCAGAUUGCCAAAGUUUGGAUUCAAGGGUCCAAAAGUGGAACGUCCAGACAUGGAUAUGAAAAUCCCUAAAGCUGAUUUUGAGGUUAAGUCACCUGAUUUGGACAUUAAAUCUCCAGAGAUUGACAUUGAGGGACCUGAAGGAAAAGUCAAGGGCCCCAAAUUGAAAAUGCCUUCUUUCCCCGUGCCAAAAAUUUCUAUGCCAGAUGUUGACUUUAACCUGAAAGGUCCGAAACUGAAAGGCGAUUUCGAUGUUUCUGUUCCAAAAGUGGAGGGAGAUUUCAAAGCACCUGAUGUGGAUGUUAAAACUCCAAAAGUUGACAUGGAGGGACCUGAAGGAAAAUUUAAGGGCCCUAAAUUCCAGAUGCCAUCAUUUUCUGGGCCAAAUAUUUCUAUGCCUGAUGUUGACUUUAAUAUCAAAGGUCCAAAACUGAAAGGUGAUGUUGAUGUUUCUGUUCCAAAAGUGCAAGGGGAUAUUAAAGCACCAAAAAUUGAACUUGAAGGCCCAGACAUUGAGGGUCCUGAGGGUGGCUUUAAGAUGCCAAAUAUCAAAAUGCCAAAAUUCGGAUUCAAGGGUCCAAAAGUGGAAGGUCCUGACAUGGAUGUGAAAAUCCCUAAAUCUGAUUUUGAGGUUAAGUCACCUGACUUGGACAUUAAAUCUCCAGAGAUUGACAUAGAGGGACCUGAAGGAAAAGUCAAGGGGCCCAAAUUUAAAAUACCUUCUUUCACUGGGCCAAAAAUUUCUAUGCCAGAUGUUGAUUUUAACCUGAAAGGUCCGAAACUGAAAGGUGAUGUCGAUGUUUCGGUUCCAAAAGUGGAAGGAGAUAUAAAGCUCCCUGGUUUGGAUGUUGAAGCUCCAAAAGUUGACAUGGAGGGAAGUGAGGGAAAACUUAAGGGUCCUAAAUUCAGUAUGCCAUCAAUAUCUGGCCCAAAUUUUUCCUUACCAAAUGUUGACUUUAACCUCAAAGGUCCAAAACUAAAAGGUGAUGUUGAUGUUUCUAUUCCAAAAGUGGAAGGAGGUGUUAAAGCACCAAAAGUUGAAAUUGAAGGCCCAGACAUUGAGAGUUCCGAGGGUGGCUUUAAGAUGCCAAAUAUCAAAAUGCCAAAAUUCGGAUUCAAGGGUCCAAAAGUGGAAGUUCCUGACAUGGAUGUGAAAAUCCCUAAAGCUGAUUUUGAGGUUAAGUCACCUGAUUUGGACAUUAAAUCUCCAGAAAUUGACAUGGAGGGACCUGAAGGAAAAGUUAAGGGCCCCACAUUGAAAAUGCCUUCUUUCUCUGGGCCAAAAAUUUCUAUGCCAGAUGUUGACUUCAACCUGAAAGGUCCGAAACUCAAAAGCGAUGUCGAUGUUUCUGUUCCAAAAGUUGAAGGAGGUAUUAAAGCACCAAAAGUUGAAAUUGAAGGCCCAGACAUUGAGGGUCGCGAGGGUGGCUUUAAGAUGCCAAAUAUCAAAAUGCCAAAAUUCGGAUUCAAGGGUCCAAAAGUGGAAGGUCCCGACAUGGAUGUGAAAAUCCCUAAAUCUGAUUUUGAGAUUAAGUCACCUGACUUGGACAUUAAAUCUCCAGAGAUUGACAUUGAGGGACCUGAAGGAAAAGUCAAGGGGCCCAAAUUUAAAAUACCUUCUUUCUCCGGGCCAAAAAUUUCUAUGCCCGAUGUUGAUUUUAACCUGAAAGGUCCGAAACUGAAAGGUGAUGUUGAUGUUUCGGUUCCAAAAGUGGAAGGAGAUAUAAAGCUCCCUGGUUUGGAUGUUAAAGCUCCAAAAGUUGACAUGGAGGGAAGUGAGGGAAAAUUUAAGGGUCCUAAAUUCAGUAUGCCAUCAAUAUCUGGCCCAAAUUUUUCCUUGCCAAAUGUUGACUUUAACCUCAAAGGUCCAAAACUGAAAGGUGAUGUUGAUGUUUCUGUUCCAAAAGUGGAAGGAGGUGUUAAAGCACCAAAAGUUGAACUUGAAGGCCCAGACAUUGAGAGUCCUGAGGGUGGCUUUAAGAUGCCAAAUAUCAAAAUGCCAAAAUUCGGAUUCAAGGGUCCAAAAGUGGAAGGUCCUGACAUGGAUGUGAAAAUCCCUAAAGCUGAUUUUGAGGUUAAGUCACCUGAUUUGGACAUUAAGUCUCCAGAGAUUGACAUAGAGGGACCUGAAGGAAAAGUCAAGGGCCCCACAUUGAAAAUGCCUUCUUUCUCUGGGCCAAAAAUUUCUAUGCCAGAUGUUGACUUUAACCUGAAAGGUCCGAAACUGAAAAGUGAUGUCGAUGUUUCUGUUCCAAAAGUUGAAGGAGGUAUUAAAGCACCAAAAGUUGAAAUUGAAGGCCCAGACAUUGAGGGUCGCGAGGGUGGCUUUAAGAUGCCAAAUAUUAAAAUGCCAAAAUUCGGAUUCAAGGGUCCAAAAGUGGAAGGUCCCGACAUGGAGGUGAAAAUCCCUAAAGCUGAUUUUGAGGUUAAGUCACCUGAUUUUGACAUUAAAUCUCCAGAGAUUGACAUUGAGGGACCUGAAGGAAAAGUCAAGGGCCCUAAAUUCCAGAUGCCAUCAGUUUCUCGGCCAAAAAUGUCUAUGCCUGAUGUUGAUUUUAACCUGAAAGGUCCGAAACUGAAAGGUGAUGUCGAUGUUUCUGUCCCAAAAGUUGAAGGCGGUAUUAAAGCACCAAAAGUUGAAAUUGAAGGCCCAGACAUUGAGGGUCGCGAGGGUGGCUUUAAGAUGCCAAAUAUCAAAAUGCCAAAAUUCGGAUUCAAGGGUUCAAAAGUGGAAGGUCCGGAAAUGGAUGUGAAAAUCCCUGAAGCUGAUUUUGAGGUUAAGUCACCUGAUUUGGACAUUAAAUCUCCAGAGAUUGACAUUGAGGGACCUGAAGGAAAAGUCAAGGGCCCUAAAUUCCAGAUGCCAUCAGUUUCUCUGCCAAAAAUUUCUAUGCCAGAUGUUGAUUUUAACCUGAAAGGUCCGAAACUGAAAGGUGAUGUCGAUGUUUCGGUUCCAAAAGUGGAAGGAGAUAUAAAGCUCCCUAGUUUGGAUGUUGAAGCUCCAAAAAUUGACUUCGAGGGAAGUGAGGGAAAACUUAAGGGUCCUAAAUUCAGUAUGCCAUCAAUAUCUGGCCCAAAUUUUUCCUUGCCAAAUGUUGACUUUAACCUCAAAGGUCCGAAACUAAAAGGUGAUGUUGAUGUUUCUGUUCCAAAAGUGGAAGGAGGUGUUAAAGCACCAAAAGUUGAACUUGAAGGCCCAGACAUUGAGAGUCCCGAAGGUGGCUUUAAGAUGCCAAAUAUCAAAAUGCCAAAAUUCGGAUUCAAGGGUCCAAAAGUGGAAGGUCCCGACAUGGAUGUGAAAAUCCCUAAAGCUGAUUUUGAGGUUAAGUCACCUGAUUUGGACAUUAAGUCUCCAGAGAUUGACAUUGAGGGACCUGACGGAAAAGUCAAGGGCCCCACAUUGAAAAUGCCUUCUUUGUCCGGGCCAAAAAUUUCUAUGCCAGAUGUUGAUUUUAAUCUGAAAGGUCCGAAAGUAAAAGGCGAUGUUGAUGUUUCUGUUCCAAAAGUGGAAGGAGAUAUAAAAGUCCCUGGUUUGGACAUUAAAGCUCCAAAAGUUGACAUUGAGGGACCAGAGGGAAAACUUAAGGGCCCUAAAAUUAAUAUUCCUUCAAUAUCUGGCCCAAAUAUUUCCUUGCCAACUGUUGACUUUAACCUCAAAGGUCCAAAACUGAGAGGUGAUGUUGAUGUUUCUGUUCCCAAAGUGAAAGGAGAUGUUAAAGCACCCGAUCUGGAUAUUAAAACUCCUGAAAUUGACAUUGAGGGAGCUGAGGGAAAAAUUAAGGGCCCUAAAUUUAGGAUACCAUCUGUCUCCAUGCCAAAGAUUUCUAUGCCAGAAGUUGAUUUCAAUCUGAAAGGACCAAAACUGAAAGGUGAUGUUGAUUUUUCCGUUCCAAAAGUCGAAGGAGACGUAAAGGCACCUGAUGUUCAUAUCAAGGGUCCAGAGGUUGACGUAGAGACACCUGAAGGAAAAAUCACAGGCUCCAAAUUCAAGGGGCCAUCAUUUUCAGGUCCAAAUAUUUCUCUCCCAGAUGUUGACUUCAACUUGAAAGGACCUAAACUAAAGGGUGGUGUUGAUGUGUCCGUUCCAAAAGUUCAAGGGGAUAUUAAAGCCACAGAUUUUAACAUUAAUCUGCCGAAUAUUGAUGGUGAUAUACCUGAAGGAAAAGUAAAGGGCCCAAAACUUAAGAUGCCAUCUUUAUCCGGCCCUGAAGGCUCCAUUGAGGUUAAUUUACCAGAAACAAAUGUGAAAAAGCCAAAGUUUAAAAUGCCAAAGUUUAAAUUUCCGUCAUUUGGGCACAAAGGUCCAAAAGUGGAAGGCCCUGAUGUUGAUGUAAAAAUUCCUAAGGCUGAUAUCAAAUUUAAAUCACCAGAUUUGGACAAUGAAUCUCCAGAGCUUAACAUUGAGGGACCGAAGGGAAAAAUCAAGGCCUCCAAAUUUAGUAUGCCAACAAUUUCUGGUCCAAAGGUUUCAAUGCCAGAUGUUGAUCUAAACCUGAAACGUCCGAAACUGAAAGGUGACGUUGAUGUUUCAGUUCCAAAAGUAGAAGGAAAUAUUAGUGUACCUGAUGUGGAUCUUAAAUCUCCUGAAGUGGAAUUUGAGGGACCUGAGGGAAAAAUUAAGGGCCCCAAAGGGAAAAUUCCAUUACUGUCAGGGCCAAAUAUUUCUAUGCCACACGUUGACUUCAACCUCAAAGGUCCAAAAUUGAAAAGUGAUGUUGAUGUUUCUGUCCUGAAAGUGGAAGGAGAUAUUAAAACACCAAAGAUUGAACAUGAAGGACCAGACAUUGAGGGUCCUGAGGGUGGCUUUAAGAUGCCAAAGCUCAAAAUUCCACAGUUUGGAUUCAAGGGCCCAAAAGUGGAAGGUCCAGACAUGGAUGUUAAAAUCCCCAAAACCGAUAUUGACAUUAAUGCACCUGAUGUCGACAUUAAAGCUCCAGAGCUUGACAUCGAUGGACCUGAGGGAAAAAUCAAGGGCCCUAAAUUGACAAAGCCUUCUUUAUCUGGGCCAACAAUUUCUAUGCCAGAUGUUGAUUUUAACCUAAAAGGUCGGAAAAUGAAAGGUGAUGUCGAUGUGUCUGUUCCAAAAUUGCAAGGAGAUAUAAAGGUCCCUGGUAUGGACAUUAAAGGUCCACAAGUUGACAUUGAGGGACCUGAGGGGAAAAUCAAGGGCUCUAAAUUCAGUAUGCCUUCAAUAUCUGGCCCAAAAAUUUCCAUGCCUAAUGUUGACUUUAACCUCAAAGGGCCAAAACUAAAAGGUGAUGUUGAUGUUACAGUUCCAAAAGUAGAAGGAGACAUGAAGGCACCAAAAGUUGAACUUGAAGGCCCAGACAUUGAGGGUCCUGAGGGUGGUUUUAAGAUGCCAAAGGUCAAAAUGCCAAAAAUUGGAUUCAAGGGUCCAAAAGUUGAAGGUCCAGAUGUUAAUGUACAAAUCCCUAAAACUGAUAUUGACAUUAAUGCACCCGAUGUGGACAUUAAAUCUCCAGAGCUAGAAAUUGAGGGACCUGAGGGUAAAGUCAAGGGCCACAAAUUAAAAAUGCCUUUCUCCGGCCCAACAAUUUCUAUGCCAGAUGUUGAUUUUAAUCUAAAAGGUCUAAAACUGAAAGGUGAUGUUGAUGCAUCUGCUCCGAAAGUGAAAGGAGAUAUUAAAAUACCCAAUGUGGAUAUUAAAGGUCCUGAAGUUGACAUUGAGGGACCUGGGAGAAAAUUUAAGGGCCCUAAAUUUCAGAUGCCAUCAGUUUCUGGGCCAAAUAUUUCCAUGCCUGAUGUUGACUUUACGAUGCCAGAUGUUGAUGUAAACCUGAAAGGCCCAAAACUGAAAGGUGAUGUCGAUGUUUCUGUUCCAAAAGUUGAAGGACAUAUAAAAGCACCAAAAGUGGAUAUUGAAGGUCCUGAUUUUGAUGUAGAUGGUCCAGAAGUUGGCUUUAAGAUGCCCAAAUUGCCAUCACUUGGCCUUAAAGGGCCAAAUGUGGAGGGCCCAGAAAUUGGUGUGAAAAUCCCUAAAACCAAUAUUGAUGUCAAGGCUCCUGGAGUUGACAUUGAAUCUCCAGAUCUUAAUAUUGAGGGACCUGAUGGAAAAAUAAAAAGCCCUAAAUUCAAGAUCCCGACAGUUUCUAUUCCAAAGGUUCCCAUGCCAGAUGUUGACUUUAACUUGAAAGGUCCUAAACUGAAAGGAGAUGUUGAUGUUUCUGUACCCAAAAUGGAAGGAGAUAUUAACGGAGCAAAAGUUAAAUUUGAAGGCCCAGGCUAUGAAGGUCCUGAGGGUGGCUUUAAGAUCCCAAAGAUGCCAUCAUUUGGACUUAAGGGUCCAAACGUGGAAGGACCAGAUGUUGACAUAAAACUCCCAAAAGCAGGUGUUGAUGUUAAAGGACCUGAAAUUGAGGUCAAAUCUCCUGAUCUUGAAAUUAAGGGACACGAAGGAAAAAUUAAGGGUCCUAACUUCAAAAUGCCUUCUUUAUCUGGUCCACAGAUUUCUAUGCCAGAUAUUAAUAUCAAAGGCCCCAAAGUCAAGGGUGAUAUGGGGAUUUCUGGACCGAAGACUGGAGGUGACCUAAAGUCUGCAAAAGUGGACAUUAAAGGUCCUCAUGUUGAUUUAGAGAGCCCUGAAGGUGGACUAAAAAUGCCAACGAUAAAAAUGCCAGCAUUCGGAUUCAAGGGUCCAAAAGUGGACGGUCCAGAUAUUGAUUUCAAUCUCCCGAAAACAGAUGUUGAUAUGAAAGGACCCGAAAUCGACAUUAAAACUGCUGAUCUUGACACUGAUGGACUUGGGGGUGGUCUAAAGAAUGUGAAGUUUCCAAAAUUUAAAGGUCCUCACUUUGGAAUCAAGACUUCGGGUGGCAGUCUUUCAGUUCCUGAACAGGAUGUUGAGGCAACCAUAGAUGCCAAAAGCCCUGAUGUUACCCUCAGUGGACCAGAUGCAAACAUCAAAGUGCCAAAAACUAAGAAAUCUAAAUUUUCACUUGGAGUUAGGAGCCCAAAGUUAGAUGCAGAUAUCCCUGAUGCUGGUGGUAAUUUUGAAGGACCUGACAUGAAUGUAGAUGUCAAAGGAAAAAAGGGUAAAUUCAAAUUGCCAAAAGGGAAAGGGAAGUCUAAAACAUUUGAUGCUGAUUUAAAGACGGAAAUGGUCGAGUUGGAGACAAAUGAACCUGAAAUUCACAUAAAGUCCACCAAAGUAAAGAAACCUUUUUUUGGAAGGUUACAUUUUCCUGAUGUGGAAUUUGACAUAAAAUCUCCAAAAGUUAAAGCUAGUUCAUCUGCAUCUGGAACCAUGAAAUCAUCAGAUGUUGAUUUGCCAUCGGCAAGCCUUAAAACUGACAUUCAGACACCAGAUGCUAGUUUGGACAGUCCAGAUUUGAAAACGAAAGGGGCAAAAGUAAAAAUGUCAAAAUACAGCAUGUCUAGCUCCAAACUAAAAACUUCAGACUUGGAUGUUAGAGAUGCAACAUUGGAGAUUCCAGAGAAGACCAUGCAUUCUCCAGAUGUCAGUGUAGCAGGAUCAGGGAUUAAUGGAAAACGCAGUGCUAAAAUUGACAUAGAAGGAAAAGUACAAAGUGUUGAGUCGGCAGUGCCAUCUACAAAUGUCAGCGGGGGGGUUAUAGAUGCUGAUUUAGGUAUCGCUGAACAGAAAGGAGUAAAAGGGAGCAUUGGAAUAGCUGGCUUUAAUGUAGGAGGACAAAAGGAAGAUACUGCAAGUGGGAUAGGCUUGAAGUCAGAUGCAUCAUUAUCUGGUGGGAUAGAGAAUCAAGAAGGUAAUUUAACAUUUCCUAAAGUCAAAGUACCAAAGUUUGGUAUUGCAUUGCCUAGAGUAGAACCAAGAGAAAUGCGAGAAGAUAUAGGUUCGGGUGAAUUGGCUGGUGGAGCUAAAGUUAGUUCUCAAGGUUUAGAAAUGCAGAAAACUGAUGUCAAAAGCAGUGGUGGCAAAGUGAAAGUAAAAAUGCCGAAGCUGUUUGUCAAAUCUAAAUCUAAAGGUGGCAGUGCAGCUGAUCUAACUGUUGAGGGAGAAGAUGCUGAUGCUACUAGUAAAGGUGCUGCUAAAGUGUCUAAGGAGUUGAGUCUUAGUUCUGGGGAACUGACAAGUGGCAAGUUAACAGUAGAGGAAAGCUCUGGAUUUAAAGUUUCUCCAAAGAGUAAAUCUGCCUCUCUUGACUUCUUUAAAAAGUCACGACAUCACUCAUCCUCUGUCAGUGAAGAGGGAGCCUUAGCUUCACCUGUUUCUACUGAAGGGCACUUACAAGCAGAAGCUGGCAAUGUUUCUCUAGAUGUUGGAGACACUAAGGUUAAAGGCAAAAAAGGAAAGUUGAAGUUCUCUACAAUUGGAGGUUUUAGUUCAAAAAGUAAAGGUUCAUAUGAAGUGACUGAUGAGAGUGAGGCUAUGACUGAGAGUGCUAGUGGGGUUGCUCAGCCUUCAAAGAAGUCCAGAAUGUCAUCGUCAUCUAGCAGUGAUAGUGGUACAAAAGGUAGUAUUCGGUUACCACAACUCGAGAUAUCAGUUUCACCAAAAAAAUAAGUUUUUACGUUGAUAUCUAGGCACAGUUCAAAUACAUUUAUUUUAUUAUGUCAGUCUAGAUGAUUAUCGUAAAUCUGGCUUUCAUUGUAAUUAUAAUGCACUGCCUUAUAAACUGUUUCUUCAGUUUCCAAAAAUGCUCUUUACAGGCAUUGAUAUUAUUUGAAUCACAAUUUAACUGUAAAUAAGAGAAAACUGUAGGUAAUUUUAAAUUUUUUUUGUAGAUAGGAAAUUCAGAUUCAAUCCAAAAAUGUGUGUACUUAAUAUAAAAAAGAAAUCGAUGCGAGUUGUCAUCAGAUAAUGUGGUAUAUUUUUCUAUGUUUUGACUUGGUUUUGUGACUCCUUUCUAAAAUUGUCUAAACACGUUUACAUGCAAGAGGCAUGAUUUUAAUUAAAACUGAAAGGAUUUUAUGACUUCAACUUCACAUAUAUUUAGUGCUGUAUCACAUGUACUUAUCACUGAUGAAAAUCUAAUUUUAAACAAAGCAUUAGUAAGCAGAAUGAAGUUUAAGGGCUGUAAAAAUUGUAAAUAAAUUGAUUCAGAAUAGAUGCAUGGGAUUAUAUUACUUUGUGUCCCAAAUAAUAUGGCAGUUCAGAUAUUCUGUUAUGAAAUUUACACAGAGAUUAUUAUCUUCUAAAGUAUUUAUAUCUUUUCUAUAAUUGAAUUGCUUUAAAAUGCACACAUGGAGCAGCUGACAAAGGGCUGUGACUGGCUUUGAUGUUUUAAAUGAUUUCAAAGGCAUUUUAGUUGUAUCUUCCACAUUUCUUUACAUCCAAUUGACUCUCUCUCUUCCUCUUACUACAUUAAUGAAAUGUCGUGCUGCAAAGUGGUGAUUAUACCUACAGAAAUGCUAAUGAUUAAACAAUAUUUUUUAAAAGGCUAAAAUGUACAUCACCUUUGUAAAUAGUGGGACAUUUAGGCUGUAUGUUUCUAACUUUUUCUUGUAUCUGUUGCAAAAAAAUUUAAUAAAGAGUUCAAUUCUAAA
Danio rerio (zebrafish) is the source of this 20611-nucleotide messenger RNA. Lineage: Eukaryota; Metazoa; Chordata; Actinopteri; Cypriniformes; Danionidae. The record is from RefSeq and is a predicted model, not a curated record.